GUCCGUGUUCCCCAAUUUCGAUUCGUUCCUCUCAGAAAAUUGCAAACGGAGAAGAACAAAACAAUUCUUAUCUCCACCACCCCUAAUUUUCAAAUUUCUCAAAAUUUCACAAAUCCUCAGCAAUUUUCACAAGCAGGCAGGCCCUCUCUCUUUCCCCAGGGAGGUAAAGGGUUCUGCGUUCAAGAUCCGAUCUCAGACCCAUAAAAGGAUUCAAAUCCGUUUGAUCUCCGAGCCCAUUCAUGCGCUGAGGCGAAAUCAAAUCUCGCACAAAGAUGGGCAUUUUGUUCACUAAAAUGUUCUCUUCACUGUUUGGGAACAAGGAAGCUCGGAUCCUCGUCCUCGGAUUGGACAAUGCUGGCAAAACCACCAUUCUCUAUCGGCUCCAGAUGGGGGAGGUUGUCUCCACGAUCCCAACGAUUGGAUUUAAUGUUGAGACAGUGCAGUACAACAACAUCAAGUUCCAAGUCUGGGAUCUCGGUGGACAGACAAGUAUCAGGCCAUAUUGGAGAUGCUAUUUUCCAAAUACUCAGGCCAUAAUCUAUGUCGUUGAUUCUAGUGACACCGAUAGGCUGGUAAUAGCUAAAGACGAGUUUCAUGCAAUACUGGAGGAGGAAGAGUUGAAAGGUGCAGUUGUCCUCAUUUUUGCCAAUAAGCAGGAUCUUCCUGGUGCACUUGAUGAUGCUCCAAUAACUGACGCUUUAGAGUUGCACAAGAUAAAAAAUCGCCAGUGGGCUAUUUUUAAAACUUCUGCCAUAAAAGGGGAAGGCCUAUUUGAGGGCUUGGACUGGUUGAGUAACACACUCAAGUCCGGAGGUGGCUAAUCCAUCGGUUUUGGGAAAUCAAAGCUUACUUCUGCGUAGACAGGUCAGAAUUUGGGAGGAAUGACGUUCUGAUAGAAAAUUUCAUUCAAGACUGCAGUUAUGGCUAUUGUCCUUUGCCGAUUUUUCUUCUGUUCCCAUUUUGGAGCAAACUACUGUUAUACAUGUAAAAUUUGGCUCGUAUUUUAGUAAGUUUCGUGUUUUUCUGUGCUUUUAAUCAGUUAUGCUAGGGUUUGUUUUGCUUGUGUUCUUCUGUGGUUGGGAUAUGUAAUUUUUCUAACCUUGGACAUGGAAGUUGACCAAUAUUGUUUAUUGCCUUCGGGUUGGUUCUUUUGAGCCGAAACAUGAAGAAAUGAACCUAAUGUGUUUUUGCCGUUGUA
Molecule: messenger RNA, 1198 nt
Organism: Pyrus x bretschneideri (Chinese white pear)
Lineage: Eukaryota; Viridiplantae; Streptophyta; Magnoliopsida; Rosales; Rosaceae
Product: ADP-ribosylation factor 1-like
Exons: 9
Coding region: 273-821 (182 amino acids)
Biological process (GO): vesicle-mediated transport; intracellular protein transport
Cellular component (GO): cytoplasm; Golgi apparatus
Molecular function (GO): GTPase activity; GTP binding
Source: RefSeq, a predicted model, not a curated record